Messenger RNA from Cygnus olor (mute swan), 6804 nucleotides. RefSeq names its product testis specific 10 (gene TSGA10). The record is from RefSeq and is a predicted model, not a curated record. The transcript is spliced from 21 exons. NCBI's taxonomy places the organism in Eukaryota, Metazoa, Chordata, Aves, Anseriformes, Anatidae. Bases 1105 to 3135 code for a protein of 676 amino acids.
UCAGCGCCCUCCUCGACGGCUUCCGCUUCCCGGGUUAGAGGUGCUGGAGCGUGCGCCGCGGGCAGGGGCGGGCUGAGCUAAAGCCCUGCUUUAAAACAACCACCACCCCCAGUGAAGGAAUAUGAUAAAAGUUUGUACGUAUUGUUUCAGCCCUGAGACCUGUGAGGACAGCAGGUCUUUGAAAGAGGGAUUAAGGAGCAGGGGAGCUCGUCGCACGGCGCUACGGAUGCCAGGAACGGGGAGGCGACCGCGGCGUGAGGCGGGCAGCACGCGGGCCGUUGCCCGGCGCCCAACGGACGCGCGGGGCGCAGCCGUUGGGGCGUGGCGGGCCCGCCCCGGCCAGCAGGGCGGGGGCACGGCGGGGAGCGAGGAGGCGGACGCAGCGGGAUAAUUCAGAAUGCAUUUUUUUGCACUGCUAGUAAAAAGAAGAAAACCCUUGGAUUAUUAGAAUCAAGUGAACGUCAAGUGAAUGUCACAGAAUUCAGUACUGAGAUACUGACUUUUUCCAUGCAUUACAUGAUCAGUCUGAUUAAACAAGGGACUUUCUGCAUCACAGCGUAUUCAUUUCUUGGUUAGACUGGGAUUGUAGAAAUCUGAGGACUCAAAACAUUGGAAAGCUGUAUGAGGAAUUGAUGCUCCUUUAAACUGAGGUGUUAAAGACCGAAGAUCUGAAGAAGAUAAACCAUGAGCUAAGGCAACAUGUCAUACAACUGCUUGAGAAGGAGGAAGUGGUUGAAAGUCAAGCGGGUAGGCUGUCGUGUAAAAAUGAUCAUCUGUGUAAAGAACUUGCUGUAAUUGCCUACCUGUCUGAGCAGCUGCAAAAAGGAAAACAUUUCUUACUGAAUACCACUGAUAAGGAGCUUGAGGAAGCAAAGAUUCAAAUCCAACGCUGGCAGAACAAGAUAAAGAAGCUGUCACACGCUAAAAUCUGUUAUUUUACAAACAGAAGGUGAAAUAAAGCAAGGGAAGCCACCUUCCAGGCUUGAUAUAUUUAUUAAGGCAUUAGAAGAGGACAGAGACUACUAUAAAAGUGAACCUGAGAAUUUGCGGAAGGUAUUUAGAAACGUGUUUUCAAGUCAUAAGUGGAGCUCUAACUGUGGCAGCAUGUCAAAAAAAAAAUCAGCCAUCCAGGAACUGAGUUCUGAUCUGGAAGUUUUGAAAAUAUUGAGAGAGCGUGAAGGACUUAAAUCAACGCUGAAAAAGCAUGAACGCCAUGUGGCGGAAAUUCAGGGUAACUUGAAAGUUUUAACAGCUGAGAGAGACAAAAUUGCCAAGCUUUAUGAAAGGGCACAGGAAGAGAUUUCCCGGCUUCGUCAGGAAUUUAUCAAAUGCCCCAGGACUCCUAAAAGUACUGUGACAGCUCAAGCUAUGUUAAGGCAUGUGGAGACAGAAAGGGAUACAGCACUGUCAGAUUUCCGAAGGAUGACUACAGAGCGUGACAGUCUCAGGGAGCAGUUAAAGAUUUCCCAAGAGGCUGCAUUUAAUGAAAAGGCUCAUUUGCAGCAGAGAAUUGAAGAGCUAGAAACUACUAUUCAAAAUUUAGAUAGUGAACGGUUAGAACAGAUGUCCAAAAUGGCACUAAUGAAAGAGAACAUAGAUUCUCUGGAAACCGAGAUGAAAAUAUUGGCAAGAAGAGCCCUGGACUCAGAAAAUGAGCUGAGCCGCCAGAAAGCUGAAUAUGUUUCACUUAGCUUAUGGAAUGAAGAGACAGAACAGAGUCUUUCAGAGACUCAGAGAAGCCUUAUUAAGAAAAAAUAUGAAAUGCAACUUUCAGAAGAGAAAAUUAGACUCUUGGGUGAGAAAAUUGAUAACUUUUCGAAACAAAGUCUUGUACAGCAAGAGAAGAUCUGUGCUUUGAAAGAAACAAUUGUGCGACUUGGUAAAGAGAAGGAAACUUUGCAAGAGUGUGUGGAAGAAGAAAGAGAGAAGAUUGUCGCUUUUGAGGAAAACCUGACAAUUAAAGAGAAAACCAUUUCAGAUUUCAAGACUCUGAUUGCUGAGCUGGAGCGUUCCACAAAAAAAUCUGCUGAAGCGCUCUGUAUCAGUGAGAAAGAUAUCACCAGUUUGCGUCAACAGCUACAAGACACCAACAAAGAACUUGCACAGACUAACAAGAACAGAGAAUCAUUAGCUCAGGAGAAUGACAGGUUACAAGAGCAUCUUUCUAAUAUUGAGCAAGAAAAUCAGGCACUGUAUAAAAAAAUAGAAAACUACCAGAAUGAGCUUGAUGACAUGAAGCUGAAAGCCCAGGACUCAAACACACACAUAGUCAGGCUGAGGGGAGAACUGAAGUCUAAAGAGAGAGAGAACUGCAAGCUUUUGGAGAAUUACCACCAAGCACGUGAACAAGGAGAAAGCUGGGAAGCAAAGUGCUGUCAAGCAGAAACAGAUUGUAGCUCUGUUCGACUGGCACUAAUCAGUGCAGAAUCUGAGAACCGCAGGCUGAAAGAGAAAAUGAAGUCCCUUGAAACAGAGAUAGAGCAACAUUUAGCAACAGAAGAAGCAUACCAGUCUCAGAUUUCUACUUUAUGCAAGUCUCUUGUGAAAAUGGAAGGAGAGCUUCAAAACAUACAUCAGGAGAGAGUCUCUAUACUUGCAAACCUCACAUCUACACAAGAACUUUGCAUUAAAUUAGAUGCAGGCAAAGAACUAUUAAAUCAGCAGUUAACUUCCACAGCAGAGAAGGCAGAAAGGCUGCAGAGUGAGUGUGAGUCUUCCUAUUCUGAAAUAGAGCUGCUGAGAAAACAACUGGGAAAUGAAAGAGCAUCUCUGAAAAACCUGGAAUCUUUGCUUGCAUCCAAUUGUGAGAGAGAAUUUGAGUCACAGAUAGCAAAGCAAGAAAAAGACUCCGAAAUUCAGCUUCUCAAGGAACAGCUUUCUUUAGCGGAAAAUAAGCUUGCUGUGCAGAGCCGAGAUUUUACUCAGCUCAGAAAUACAACAGCGCAGCUAGAGUCAGAACUGGACAUCACCAAAAGACAGCUGGGGACUGAGCGGUUUGAAAGGGAACGUGCUGUACAGGAGCUUCGACACCAAAAUCGUACAAUCCCCUAUCAGUUAAGCUCUACGUUAAGAACACCAUCACCUGAAUGUACACACCGUCGAUCUCUGGAUUGGUCCCUGGAAGGACCUGAUUGAAAAGACUUUCUGUACAACUUUUGUAGAUGAUAGGAGUGCAAAGAUUGUCUUUCUCUUCAGAGAGCAUUAUAGCACUUUUGCACAAUACAGUCUAAUUCUUCAAAUCAUCUGGAUUGACUGCUGAAGAGACUGGAAGGCCUGCUUAUAUUGCUUUCAGAAAUCUUAAAUUUUUGCACAUGGAAACAUCAGAAAGUAUUUCUAUAUUCACCGAACAUUAAACAAAUUAGACUUGGUUUUGUUUUGUUUUGUUUUCUAGGAAUUCUUCAUUCAAGGACUUUUAAUGCUAUAUUCACAAUGGCCUGUGAAGACCCUGCACAUGAUCUGGAGAGUUAGAGUUCAAGUUUAAUUUUAAUUUCAUUAUCAUUUUUCCCUGCUGAAUGCUUAAUUUCAUUAAAUCUAUUUCACAAAUGCUUGCAUGGGCUUUUGGACACUCUUAAUGUUGUUCAGCAGGAAGAAAUCAGUCUAGAUGGCUUCCCUUCCCUCCUUUCUGCCAUCUCUUUUAUUUUUGUGUGAUACAGCCCAUCUCAGUAAACAGAGAAAAAUGCAGGUUCUGUUGAAUGUACUGACACUGUGCUUAUUUUAAAAAGUGCCUUAUUUUAAAAAGUGAUAUAACUGAAAAAGGGGAUAUAAUAUAACAAUAUGAAACUUUAUAAAGGUGUCUAUAUUCAGGUGUUAGAAUUUGAAUGUAUUGUUGCUGAACUGUGUGAAGAUUAUGCUUGAAAGAGUUUUUCUUUUUUUCCCCCUUAAAACCUGACCUACUCCUUAAUUUGGCUAAAAGAGGAUAGUGAUGUCAGGAGAUACAGCAGUGUUGUGAUACCUAUGUAUGAAGAUAUGUAUUUUUCGUAUCUUUCUGAUAUAGGUAUACACUUGAGGUGUGUUCAACUUUUGAGAAUUUUACUACAACUGCACUGAUUUUCUACUUAAAGAGCUUUUUAAUAUGAAUGAAUACUGUUUGGUGAUAGUUAUUGUUGCUUAAUCUUGCUCAAAAUUUCAGCUCUUUAUAUCAUAAUACUUGUCACUGUUAUAUAUUUGCCAACUUUAAAUGCCAGGAGGGAAUGUAGAAUUCUCUCCUAGAAACCAACUGGAAAAUCCCUGCCUCUGUCUUUGGCAAUAUAUAAAUAAUUCCUAUUUAAAUCAGUAAAUUAUUCACUUUUUGCUUUUGCUUUUUUUAAACAGUUCAUCCUUCUUACUGUAUUCCCUUCCUCAAAAGAAACAAUACUUUAUUCUUCAAUGGAGGUGACUUGAUUUUAAUUUGUAGGUCCUGAUUCUUCCUUCUUUAUUUAUGGCACUCUUACUCAGCCACGGAAGUCAUUUCAGCAGUCACCAGUGUUAAUGGGACUACUUGCAAGUAAUAAAGACAGCGGGAUCAGACUUAAUGAUAUUGUACAUUUCCUCAUUAUGCAGUUAUUAAAAGGUAUAUUGUACGCUAUUCCCAGAUGAGAGAAGAUGAUCAUCUCAUCAUCCCAGAAGAUAUGAAAGAGUGAUACGUUGUUUUGCAGUCAUAUUGCCAUGCAGAUUUUUUAGAAGAUCAUCACAAAGAAGUUUGAGAAAUGUGAUCUUAGUCUGUAAAACUAAUACCCUGUAAUUCAGAAGACAAGAUUAAAAGGUUAAAUUAAUAUAAAAUAGAUAAAACUAGGUUCUUCCUGGGAGUGGAUAUGCUGUGCAGAGGGCUGUGUCCUAAUAUGUAAUUCCUUAGUUGCAAUGAUGUUAACUUUUCCGUAUAAGAUCAUAAAGAAGUCAGUAACUAGGUGCUCCCCUACCAAAUGUUACAGAAGGUAAAAGCUCAAGAUUCUUAAGCAAUUUGGACUUUUAUGUCUUUAUGUAAGUAGAAAGGAUUACAGGAAUAUGAGAUUAAAAAUAUCAAGAUGUAAUAAACCUACUUUUUGUUAAAAAAAAAAAGUGAUAAAGUGAUAGGCUUUAUUACUGGGAUUAGCCUUUGUUUAGAAAACAGUAUGGAAACAAGGACUUUAUUUUUCUGCAAAUUGCAAAAGGAUCAUCAGGUCAUGGAUGGGGCCAAAAGAACUUUUGUCAGUUCCAAUGGGCUAUAGACCUCCAGUGACUUCUGACAGCAAUUAGUUGCUAUAUGAUUAUUCAUAGUUAAAAAAAAAAAAUCAUUCAGGUGAGCAUAUUCAGAGAGCAAAGAGCAGUUGCACUGUAGUGGCAACCCUGCUACUUCUGACUUGAUGCAAAGUCAGAAACUGAAAGAAAAAGAAAGAAGAAAGAAAAGCGAAAAAAGAAUAAUGAAUUGAAUUUGCUUAAAUUUGCAAAUAAUACAUUUCAGUUUAACAAAAAGCCUGCUUGUUGACACAAAAUGUUUGCUGUAACCAAAGAGGACUUGAACAGUGUGUGUUUGUUGGGACUUGCGUGUAUUGUUCUAGCAGUAUAUUCUAAAAAUCUUCAUACCAAUGCUGAAUGUGAAAGUUUGCUUCAUCCUUAAAUAAAAAUAAAUAAUGAGCUCAGAAUUUUGGAAGUUCUCUACUUCUGGUGGCAAAUUCUCAAAUCUUUUUUAACACAUCUUAAUUUUUCCAUAAAGCAGGAAGUGCUAUUGAAUAUGCCUGAAAUGAAAUGUAUUAUAUUUUGUGACAGUGUCUAUUUUCUUAUCAUGUUGUUUAUGCAUCAUAGGGUGAUUUUCUUGCUGUUGCUUUAUUAUAGUAUUUUGUUUGGAAAUAAACAUAUAAAAAAUCUAUUUACCAUUUGUUUACAUUUGUGACUUAUUUAUAACUGUGAACAAUGCUAUACUUAAAAACUUGAUUUUUAUACAUUUUUAAAUUACCAUUUACCACAAUAUUUUUACAAAGGCAAGCCUAAAUAAAUAUUUUUCAUGAAAUAAGAGCGUGUUGAACUUGAUCUCAGAUAUUGUGCGAUGAUCUAAAAUGAUCUGUUUUGCACAACAAAAGAGCCUAUAGUAUUUUUAAAAGGGUUCAGGUUCUUCGGCAGCAAUGUUUUUGUAAUUUCUAGCCACUGUUUUUGGAGCUAUUUCAUUUAAUUUUGCUUACUUGUGGCUGUGGAAACUGUUAUCAUUAACCACUAAAAGGUAUUUUCCUUGAGCAUAACUGGUUGUCAGGAUUUGUAGAUUAAAGAACUUGGUGCCUUUGGUAUCCUCCAUCCUUAGUCUCUUCUUCAUCCUAGAAGAAAUAGAAGCUACUACUUACAGGAAACAGUAUCUCUGCUUACACAUAUAGUUCUAACAAAGAGGAAGAAUUCAUUGUUUUGCUGGGCAGAAGUAUUUCACUGUUUUGUUUGUUUGUUUGUUUGUUUUUUCUAAAAUCUAUGCAGGCAAACUUUCAGCAGCAUUUGAAGCCAUAUACCUACAUGAUUUCUGCUGCAGUCUCCACUGAAAGUCAACCAGAUUUAUUUAUUUUUUAUCAUUUUUCUGUUCAGUCACUAAUAAAGCUUGAUCUUCACUAACAUGUAAUCAGAGUUAAGAUUCUGGUGCCAGUGUUAAAACAAGUGUUUUUAGCUUUUAUCCUGAAAUAAUGAUCAUGGCGUGGAGUGGCAGUGGUAGUACCAGAGAGAACUAUUUUUUUCCUUUCUUCUGAGGACAACUAAUCCGGUCAGUGUCACUGCAGGCUGUAGAGUUUUAAGACAGCCACAUGGCUAUUAGCACCAGAUGCACUUUAGCAGCUCAGUUUACUCUUGCUUUUUGUAUAUUUAUUUUAUCUGAUUUUG